Messenger RNA from Symbiodinium natans, 4560 nucleotides. The record is from the annotation of a GenBank genome assembly. NCBI's taxonomy places the organism in Eukaryota, Dinophyceae, Suessiales, Symbiodiniaceae.
AUGGCGGGAAUCGCGGUGGACAGCGAGGCCUGGUUUUUGGAGAGAUGCCAGAAAGUCAAACUGAGCGAAGCCACCAUUCGCACCCUCAUCGAUGCGGGCUUCAAGAGCUUCGGGACCUUGGCUUUUGCUGUGUCAACCACACCGACGCAACUAGAUGAAGCCGAUGUGAAGCGUUGGAUAGAAAGCAUUUUCCCCCAUGACUUCCCGCCUGAUCAGUCCUCUAAAGUGAGACGUCUGAUGUUUGAAGCCCAGAACCUGAGCGUGGCCGACAUGAGGGCACGCGUGGAGCCUGCCGCUGACACAGCGGUGGUUCGUGCUAUGCCCAAUGCGGAGCGAUUGGCUCGCCAGGAAGCCUUGAAGAAGAGGGUCACGGGCCUCAUUCUCUCACCUGAAACCUUGCCUGCCCAUGCUGUCGUGGAUACUCUCGUCAAACAACUGGAGGAUGGAGUCCUUCAGUACUUGCCAGCCUACCGCAUCAUCAGCCGUGCCCAAGAAGCUCAGCAGUUGAAGAGAGACCAGCAGGUGGUGGUUGAUGGCGAAGGGAACUUGAAAAUGGCUAGCAAAGCUGAGUCCGCCACUUGUGACACGCACACUGACUUGGCUCUGCGCAAUGCUUGGACCCGUCGCUCGCUGGCCUAUGAUUUGGCGGGUCUCUGCAGCUUUCAGGUUCUUGAGGAAUGGUGUCACAAAUGCUUCCUGGCCUUGAUGAGGCCUGUGCCCAGUGGUUACUCCAAGGUAACCACUCAUCAACUCAUUGCUGCCGACAGGCACCUGUUCACGCUGGCCUCGCAUGCCCUCCUUGGCAAACUCGCCGGCGAGCCCGGCCGCGAGAAGCCUCUGGAGACCCAGAUCAAGCUGUUGUCCGAGUCCCAAGAGGUUUUGCAGUACCUAAAUGCUCUCCCUACUCCUCCUCCUUCUGCGCCCUGGCCAGGCAAGCGCAAAUGGGAUGACCCAAAAGGGGGUGAGAAGGGCGAUAAAGGGAGAGGUAAAGGUAAGGGCAAGUCGUCUAAAGGAGAGGCUCGCAAGGAGUUCACGGUGCCCGACGGCUGUGUGAGCCGCGUGAACGACAAGCCUGUAUGCUUUGCCUUUAAUCAAGGAAGGAAUCCAUCUAAACGAGAUGCCUUCCAUCGCCGGAGCUUUGGUUGCGGCGCCUGGGUGUUCGGGUCCCAGAUCGGAAUUCGUACUGACACUAAGUCUUUUCCAAAGAGCGCCGCUCUCUUUUGCCGCUAUGUUCACCAAGUGAAUCCUCAUCACACCUUUUCCAGCUUAGUCUUGCUUGAUGAUGUUCAAAGUCCGCUCCAUGUGGACUGCAAUAGCGACCGCUCUUCCUGGAAUCUUGUCAUCCCCUUGACCAGGUUCCGCAAUGGCCAAAUCUGGGAAGAAUGCGAAGGCGGGGCUGACCGCUUUGAGGACGCUUCAGGCACUUUCUGGGGGCGUCUGCAUGAGGUAUCCGCAGAGCCAGUCUUGCUUCAUGCCGCAGUGAACCGCCAUGCUGUUUUGCCUUGGCAGGGCCGCAGGGUUGUGCUGAUUGCCUUCACCCCCAGGGACAGUCCUAAGCUUCCCCCUCCCGACCGUGACUGGCUACGCUCACUUGGCUUUCGCCUACCUUCCUCGUCCGCCUUGACCAUCCCUGGCCAAACCAAGCUCUUUCUCGAGGUCUUCUCAGGCUCCGCAACCCUGGCUCGAGCCGCCCAGAGGCUCGGGUUCACUGCCGUUGCCGUCGACAACUGCCCCCGGCGCCCUCAGGUUCCUACGGUUCGCCUUGACCUUGCUUCCAGUCUGGGCCGCGAUGCCUUGUUAAAAGCCCUCGGCCUCCGUGACCCUCGGCCGCUUCGGAGUGCCGACUUUCCCCUCGGUUUGCCUCACAUCGACCCUGCAAGCGAUGAUGGUUUGCGCCUGGCCGCCGCCAAUCGUCUUUAUGACCUGGUCUUUCAUGUCCUACUUUGGUGUGCUGAGCACGAUUGUGUCUUCACUCUCGAAAACCCCACGAACUCGUGGUUCUGGAGUGUGCUAGCCUUGAAGGUCCGACAGCACGCUUCGCCCAAGGUCCGCCGAUGGUUCACUGACUUGCAUGAGAUCAUCUUCGACGCGUGUGAGCACAGUGGUGCUCGCCCAAAAUCCACCAAGCUGCUCAGCAACCGGGAUGCCUUUGGAUGCCUUCGUGCCCGCUGCAGCGGCCGUCAUGUGCAUGAACCUUGGGGCGUCAGCUGGCGCGCUGGAGGUUGGGUUUGGUCCACUCAUCUCGAGGCGCAGUAUCCUCUUGUGUUGGCGGCUCGAUGGGCUGCCUGCUUUGCGUCUGCUUGCGACGUUUCCCCUGGCCUUCCGGAAGCCCCCGACCCUCGUUUGCAGGCUCUGUCAGCCGUGGGUCGCCAAACCCGUAAGCAUAAGCCCUUGGUUUCUGAAUACAAGUUCGUGCGCAUAAUGCCGCGCGGCAAGAUUCCCUCCUCCGGUUGCAAGGUCCUCGGCGCGCCUCCCGUGCAAGGGGGUGACUCGGGGGAGGCCGCCGAAGUUUUUCCUGAAACUUCUCCAGACAGUGAGGGGCUUGGUUUGGAUAGGGGUGAAGAUUGCCAGGUUGGAUUCUACAGAGAUCCUAGUGAGUGGUUCCAGGCUGCCAAGAAAGUGUGCCACCCUCUUGACUCCGAGAACGAACUCCCAAAGGAGCUGAAGGCUUCCCUUGAGGCCAACAUGGUUGCUGAUCGCCGGGCCCUCUUUCUUCGUCGAAAACUCGCACUGAUGAAGGCAGAGAUCCUUGCCAAAAAGCUGGAACAAGACGAGAGCAAACUUCACUCAGCUAUGCCGUCGUGGAUGCAGUCUGUGAUGCAAGGCAAGAAGAUCUUACUCCUGGAAUCAUUGUUGCGGCAGCACAACUUUGACGACAUGGAGGCGAUAGAGCUUCUAAAGUCGGGUGUGAGGUUGUCGGGUGUAUCCGAAUGCCCUGCGGCCUUUGACGUCAAAGUGAAACCUGCUACGUCUACCGAAGCUGAGCUACGUCAAGUGGCUCCCUUGAAACGAGCAGCGUUACUUCUGGAAAAUCGUGUCUCCGACCCAGAGCUCGAACGCGAUUUGCUGAAGGUGACUAUGGACGAGGCAAAGGCUGGAUGGCUUCAGGGGCCGUUCAGCAGUGAAAAGGAAGUUUCAGAGCACUUGGGAAGGUCGGAUUGGAGUUUGAUGCGAAGGUUCGGCGUUCGACAAGGAGGCAAACUGAGGCCGAUUGACGAUGCCUGCGAUUCCGACUUGAACAGCACUUUCACCAGCGCCAUGAAGCUAAAGUUACAGGACGGUGACUUUUGCAUCUCUUUGGCUAUGGAAAUUGCAAAGCGCGUAGUGGGUAAGCCGGGAGUCGUGCCUAGAGAGUGGAGUGGCCGAUGCCUCGAUCUAAGUGGUGCUUAUAAACAGAUGGCAGUUUGUGAGCAACAUCGGAGCUUGUGUGUUCUUCUUCUGCGUGAUGCCGAUGGCCACCCAAUCUUUUUCAUUUCUUCAGCAUUGGUUUUCGGGGCCUCAGCUUCAGUCUAUGCCUUCUUAAGAAUAGCUCGGGCCUUGAGCUUCUUAUUGAACGUCGUGCUGGAAAUCCCUCAUGCAAACUUCUUCGACGACUUUCCAAUCCUUGUGCCUUCGGAAGAUGCCGAACAGGUGGGCCUCUUAUGCACAAAGUUCCUGCACUUGUUGGGUUGGAAACAUGCCGAAAUCGGUGAGGGUCACAAAGGCCUUCCCUUUGCGAAAUCCUUUGACGUGCUGGGCUUGCAUCUCGACGUCUCUUGCAUAUCUUCAGGGAUUUUGACGGUGGCUAACAAGCUCGGCCGGGUUGACCGACUCCUUGAGCGCCUUCGAGAGAUCCAAGAGUCAGCGGUCCUCAGCCGCCACGAGGGCCAGGUCCUUCUGGGCCUCUUGCGAUACGCGGCUGGGUUCUUCGGAGGCAGAACUUUACGCUAUGUCUGUGAGGAUUUGAAUGCCAUAGUACAUCAUGGACAUCACCCUUCCCCUGUUGCGGUCAAGAUGCUUUGUCGACGCGCCAUAACUGCAUUGGAAUCGUCCAAGCCCCUCCAGCUCAAGGCAGACAUGCCGAGCUCUCCGGUGCAUCUCUUUACAGACGGUAGCUGGGAAAAAGGUGUGGCCGGAGUUGGGGCUGUGUUUUUCGACUCACACGAUGGAUCUGCAGAAGUUUAUGGAGGCGAGAUGCCAAAGGACAUGGUCGAAUCGCUGCAACAGACAGAUGGUGAUCACUUGAUUGGACAAAUCGAAACCUACGCUGUCGUGGCCAUGCGGAUACACCUGGCUCAUCGUUUUUCAGGACGCCGGGUGAUCAUUUGGACAGACAAUGAAGGCUGUCGCUUUGGGCUCAUAAAAGGCCGCUCAAAAUCCCACACGAUGGACACGUUGAUCAGGAGCUUCGCUGCUGCCGAGGAUGCCAAUCCAAGUCAUACCUGGAUAUGUCGUGUGCCGAGUUACUCGAACAUCGCUGAUGGGCCUUCUCGGGGAAAGCCUGAGGAGGCCCUGAGAAUUUCGGGAGCUGCUGCGUGUCAGUCUUUUCCAUGGAUUCGGCAAGCAUUCGAUCUUACCUGA